AUGCAGUCUCUGAGGACUGUCCUCCUCGUCCUGGCUGUGCUCUGCACCCCGGUCUCCAGCCUCUGUUUGCGCGCGUACGACUCCGACUCGGGCUUCCUGUGCGACGGCGAGCUGCUUUCCAGCGCGGACGCGGAACGAGUCGUGAACGCGCCGUACGACGGCCAGGAGACGCCCGAGGAGUCGCGCGAGAGGCGAACUUUACCCGGCUCCAGCUACAAGUUUCUGAGCCACACGUUGCUCAGGAGCAAGCUGUACGGCAGCGGUGCGAGGAGUGACCGGCGCAGCAGGGUGACCCUGUCCCUGGACGUGCCCACCAACCUCAUGAACGCGCUCUUCGACAUCGCCAGAGCCAAGAACCUGCGCGCCAAAGCUGCGCACAACGCGCGCCUCAUGGCGCAGAUCGGCAAGAGGAGGUGA
Molecule: messenger RNA, 417 nt
Organism: Neoarius graeffei (lesser salmon catfish)
Lineage: Eukaryota; Metazoa; Chordata; Actinopteri; Siluriformes; Ariidae
Gene: ucn3l
Product: urocortin 3, like
Exons: 1
Coding region: 1-417 (138 amino acids)
Biological process (GO): hormone-mediated signaling pathway; adenylate cyclase-activating G protein-coupled receptor signaling pathway; digestion
Cellular component (GO): extracellular region
Molecular function (GO): corticotropin-releasing hormone receptor 2 binding; hormone activity
Source: RefSeq, a predicted model, not a curated record